CUUCUCAACUAACCUAAACACAGAGAGUGUCGACGGCGACGGCGACGGCGACGGCGAGAGCAAUGACGACCGAGGAAAGUACAACAAGCAGAAAUAGGAAGAGGAAGAGACAAAGAAACCCUAAACCAUCUAAAGAAGAGCUUAUCGAGACGACACCAAAGAACCAAAACAACAAAAAGAGUCAGAGAGAUACCAAAGUUCAGCAACAUGGAGGUUCUUCAGCUUCAUCGAAACGACCUAAAUCUUCCAAUUUCCUCGACGCGCUUCGAGAGAGAUUAUCUGGUGGACAAUUUAGGAUGCUCAAUGAGAAACUCUACACUUGCUCUGGAAAAGAUGCAUUAGACUACUUUAAAGAAGAUCCAGAAAUGUUUGAUAUGUAUCAUACAGGGUAUCAACAACAAAUGUCAAAUUGGCCUGAGCUUCCUGUUAAUUCCAUUAUUAAUUGGCUUUUGUCUAAGAGCUCUUCUUUAGUUGUGGCUGAUUUUGGCUGUGGUGAUGCAAGGAUUGCUAAAAGUGUGAAGAACAAAGUUUUCUCCUUUGAUCUUGUCUCAAAGAACCCCUCUGUUAUUGCCUGCGAUAUGUCAAAUACUUCACUUGAGUCUUCAUCGGUGGAUGUUGCUGUUUUCUGUCUUUCAUUAAUGGGUACAAACUAUUCUAGUUACAUCAAAGAGGCACAUCGAGUUCUUCGUCCAAGUGGUAUGCUUCUUAUAGCGGAAGUUAAGAGCAGGUUUGAUCCAAACAAUGGAGGAGCAGACCCAAAAGACUUUUUGAAAGCAGUUUGUGAACUUGGAUUUACUUCGGUUUUAAAGGACUUCUCAAAUAAGAUGUUCAUCCUAUUCCAUUUCAAGAAAAAGGAGCAGGUGAAUUCAGAUCAGAAGAUAAUAAAGUGGCCUGAGUUGAAAGCAUGUUUAUACAAACGUCGAUGAUGAGUUUACGAAGAUUACACAGAAUACUAUUUAUGUUCUUCACUGUUUAUGAUGAGUUUAUGAUGGAAGAUUACAGAGAGUAGUGCCAAUGCUGUAGCAUUUUAGCAUAUUGAUCUGAACCCUUUGUUUAUGAAAUUUUGUAAGAGGAAAUCAAUCACAUUGGUCUUU
Messenger RNA from Arabidopsis arenosa, 1094 nucleotides. NCBI's taxonomy places the organism in Eukaryota, Viridiplantae, Streptophyta, Magnoliopsida, Brassicales, Brassicaceae. The record is from the annotation of a GenBank genome assembly.